Molecule: messenger RNA, 513 nt
Organism: Rhodotorula graminis WP1
Lineage: Eukaryota; Fungi; Basidiomycota; Microbotryomycetes; Sporidiobolales; Sporidiobolaceae
Exons: 2
Biological process (GO): plasma membrane phospholipid scrambling
Cellular component (GO): plasma membrane
Molecular function (GO): phospholipid scramblase activity
Source: RefSeq, a predicted model, not a curated record
CUCCUGUCGCAGCCUACGAUCAUCGUCGCGCGCCAGAUCGAGCCCCUCAACAUCUUCCUCGGCUGGGAGCAGGCCAACCGCUACCAGCUCAACGCCCCCGACGGCGCCAUCCUCGGGUACCUCCUCGAGGAGGAGGCGUCCGUCGUCAGCACCAUGUCGCGCCAGCUCCUGCGCACCCACCGCCCCUUUCGCGCCAUCGUCAUGAGCCCCGCCGGCGACGUCCUCCUCCGCAUCCGCCGCCCCUUUUCGUGGAUCAACUCGCGCAUCUACGUCAUCGGCGAGGCGCAGCAGGAGUGGGCCCUCAUGCGCCGGCGCUACAACCUGUUCCUGCGUCGAGGCGGGCCCGACGGCGACGAGUUCGACCAGUUUGGCCGCAUCGACUCGGGCUUCCUCGCGUGGGACUUUACCGUCCGCGACGAGGCCAACGCGCCGAUCGGCAAGAUCGACCGCAACUUUGUCGGGUUCGCCCAAGAGCUCUUUACCGACACGGGCCAGUACGCGCUCCACUUCGAG